Molecule: messenger RNA, 432 nt
Organism: Asterias rubens (European starfish)
Lineage: Eukaryota; Metazoa; Echinodermata; Asteroidea; Forcipulatida; Asteriidae
Product: bifunctional dihydroflavonol 4-reductase/flavanone 4-reductase-like
Exons: 3
Coding region: 199-432 (77 amino acids)
Source: RefSeq, a predicted model, not a curated record
UACGACGUGCUUGUGAUGACACAUAAAAACACACACAAAUACCAAACCAGAUUUCUCUGCCGUCAGUUUAGUUCCAACCCGAGUCGUCCGUAAUUUACCAGUGGUUUUUCCCCUAGAAACCAAAUCACAUUGGAGCUAGGUUUUGCUGAUCACAGUGUAGACAUUUGACUGGAGAAUUUCACAGAAGAACGAUCGAAAAUGGCUACAAACGGAGAGGCAACAGAGAGAGUUCUGGUAACGGGAGCAUCAGGUUUCCUCGCGUCUCACAUUGUACAGCAGUUACAAGAGGCGGGUUUCAGCGUGAGGGGCUCGGUUAGAGAUCUUGAAGACGACAACAAGGUGAAGCACCUCAAGACGCUCUGCCCGGAGGCGGAGCACGAGGUGGAACUUGUGAAAGCCGAGCUGCAGGAUGCGGAAAGCUGGAAAAGGUAG